UGUAUCUUAUUACAACAUCCGCCGGAAACUGAGAUGGCUGAGGAGAAGGAGAAGAAGAAGAAGAUGAGUGACAAUAGGGUCGAUUCUGUGGGAACCGCAGAAGAAUUAGUUCUCUAGCACAGUUCUAUGAAGAAGAAGAAGCAAAACCGAGAGACAAAGGAUGGGCGUGAAAGAGAGAAAUUGGGUGACGACGUUGUAGUUAAGAAGAAAUCGAAGAAGCAAAGGAUUGAUUCUGAAGCUGAAGAUGAUGGGAAAAUGAAAAAUAAGGAGAUAAGGGUUGAUUCUGAAUCUGAGGAUGGUGGAAAGAAGACGAAGAAGAAGAAGAACAAGAAAGAAUCUAAGGGUGAUGUGAUUGGAAACAGUGAAAGCUCCAAAGUUGAUGAAGGGAUUGAAGGGGACGAGAAUCCACUCGAUGAUGAUGCUGACAUGAAUAAGAUGGAUUUGGGAGCUCAAGAAAACACAGACAAUAAGAUGAAGAGGAAAAGUAAGAAGAAGACAAAACUAAGUGUGGAUUCAGAAGUUGAAGAUGACAACUUGAACUCUACAAAACAGAGUGUGGAUUCAGAAGUUGAAGAUAACAACUUGAACUCUACGAAAAAAGCUGCAAAAAGGAAAAGCAAAGAGAAGAAGCAAACUGUGGAUUCAGAGGCUGUGGAAACUGACUUGAGCUCUAGUAUAGAUGCAAAGAAGAAAAGAAAGGAAAAGAAGAAGAAGAAGAAGAAGCAGAAGCAAAGUGAAGUUUCAGAGGCUGAGGAAAGCAACAAUCAUGGUAAAAAUGCAAAGAAGAAAAGGAAGAGGCAAGAGUCUGGUGAGAGUGAUAAAGAUGUGACAACUCCAUCAAGUAAAAGCUCAAAAAAGGUGAAGUUCUCCGACCAAGUGGAGAUUUUUCAGUCUGAGGAUGAAGAAACGGAUGAGGAAGUGGAAGUGGAAGAAGUUAAGCUGGUGAGGGGAAAGCGUUUUACAAAAGAAGAAGAUGAGCUGAUUAAGAAAGCUGUAUAUGAAUACAUUGAUAACCAUGCUUUAGGAGAUGAAGGGUUAAAAAUGGUUAUGGACUGCAAGUCACACAAACAAGUUAAAGGCUGUUGGAAAGAAAUUGAGUCUGCUUUACCUUGGAGGCCACGGUUUAGUGUGUACCAUCGUGCCCACAAUUUAUUUGAAGAAGGAUCCAAGGGGGUAUGGACUAAAGAGGAUUUGGAACUCGUCAAACAGUUUCAAGCCAAACACGGGAAUGAUUGGAAGACACUUGCUGAUGCCAUGGGUAAACACAGGGUUCAUGUGAAAGACGCUUGGAGGAGAAUAAGAUUGAAUAUGAAUAAAGGACAUUGGUCUAGAGAGGAGUAUCAAAGUCUCUAUGAUCUUGUCAACAAAGACCUUAGAAUGAAAGCAUUCCAAGAGAAGCACUCAAAACAUGGUAUGCUCCGAGAUAACAUCCCUUGGAUGGCUAUAAGCGACGUUCUUGGAACACGGGACCACGUGACUUGCUGCAAUAAAUGGUAUGAUCAGUUGACAUCACCAAUGGUAGUUAAUGGAACAUGGGCUAAUGUAGAUGACUAUAGACUCAUGGAAGAGCUUUUGAAACUGGAUGCUGCUUGUAUCGACGAUGUUGAUUGGGAUUAUCUUUUGGAGAAUCGAGAUGGGGAAGCUUGUAGAAAACGGUGGAACCAGAUGAUCCGUCAUAUUGGUAUACCAACAUCCAAAACAUUUGCAGAACAAGUUGAGAUACUGUCUGGCAGGUAUUGCCCUGAGUUAGCUCAGGACAGAGAAGAUUUUGACAACAGACCAUAUGAUCCUGAAGAUUAAGUUUGGAAACAUAGAUGAAGAUGUUUUACUGUCACUUUUCAGUCUUCUACUUUGAUGUCAUGUUAUGUUAGUGAGUUGUAAUCCUUUGCGAGAAUUAUAACUUUAGGUGUUUUAGUUUUUAGCCAUCUAAUCUCCCUGUUUUUGACCAUCUCUCUUCUUCACCUCCGUUUCAUCUAAUCUCCCUGUUUUUGACCA
This is a messenger RNA of Camelina sativa (false flax), 1995 nucleotides long. RefSeq lists its product as uncharacterized. NCBI's taxonomy places the organism in Eukaryota, Viridiplantae, Streptophyta, Magnoliopsida, Brassicales, Brassicaceae. The record is from RefSeq and is a predicted model, not a curated record.